Messenger RNA from Aspergillus alliaceus, 1206 nucleotides. RefSeq names its product integral membrane family protein. The transcript is spliced from 9 exons. The record is from RefSeq and is a predicted model, not a curated record. NCBI's taxonomy places the organism in Eukaryota, Fungi, Ascomycota, Eurotiomycetes, Eurotiales, Aspergillaceae. The coding region runs from base 1 to 1206 and encodes 401 amino acids.
AUGCCCGACAGUGCCCAUCCUGGAGGUGCUGGCCUGCCAGAUGAGAGUCAAGCUUCUCGAAUCCUCGCAGCCACGACGAUAACCACCGCAUUUGCAUUGCUCACAGUGCUGGCGCGGAUGUACGUUCGCAUAUUCGUCAUCCGAAAUGUUGGCCUCGAUGAUUAUACCAUGAUGCUAACCAUGGCACUGUCUCUCGCCGGAUGGGCCAUUAUUAUACCAGAAGUCGUUUAUGGCGCAGGGAGACACACAGCAUAUGUCCAGGAAACGGCUACUACGGCCAUGCAUUUGAACUUCGUCACACAGGGCAUCUACAUGUGGGCGAUUGGCCUCGUAAAAAUCUCCAUUGGACUAUUCCUGUUGCGCUUUGCCCCUCGUAAGGGCUAUAAGAUCUUUAUCUGGGUUGUCAUCGUGCUCAUGUUCCUCUACACAGCUAUUUGUUUCUUGACCCUCAUUUUCCAAUGCAAAGAUAUCCGUACUAUCUGGGACCACUCGGUGAAAUCAGAAUGUUUCACACCCACGCAACUGCUGGAGCUGAGCUACACCAAUACUGCAUUGAAUAUCUUGACGGAUCUUAUCUUCGCCUUCCUUCCGGCCUUCAUGCUAAGACACCUUCAAGUGAAUCGCCGGGUCAAAGCCUCGCUUGUCUGUAUUUUGGGAUUAGGGAUCUUCGCUUGCGCCGCUGCGUUUGUUAAACUUUCCGUCCUACCAAACUACGGCCGCACGGGCGAUUUUCUUUGGGAUUAUUCCACACUUACGAUUUGGGUUGUAGUCGAAUCCAAUAUGGGCAUCAUCGCAGGCAGCCUACCCACCCUGAAACCCCUCUUCAAGCAAGUCCUCGGCAGCUAUGGCUCCCGAUCGAAGACACGGCCCUACACAUACGGCAGCAAGCAGUAUCGACUGCGCUCCCUAUCUCGAUCCCGCCAGGGCCAAUCCCAAACCCUACACAGUGGGCCCCGAAGCCGGAUGGAAGCCGAGGCCGAUCAGAAGCUACCCUCCCAUCACUUUGCGACGACGACCACAUCAACCACAACUACCACGUAUCCCGGGCCCGACAGCAGCAACUCCAGCGAAGAGCACAUCCUAUCGCCCCAUGAUCCUGAAGGCAUCAUGUGCACCAGGGAGGUAAUGGUAUCCCACACCUCGGAGGCGCGAAACUCAGCAUGGAAUAAGAAGCCUGCUCACUUCGGCCAAGACGAGGUGGUAUAG